Messenger RNA from Symbiodinium natans, 1074 nucleotides. The record is from the annotation of a GenBank genome assembly. Lineage: Eukaryota; Dinophyceae; Suessiales; Symbiodiniaceae.
AUGGCCGCUUCUCCCGUUCGUGGACAGAGAAAUGUCGUAUUGCCAGAUCGCUUGGGAGCUCUUAGUAGAUUUGGUAGUGCCAGCCCCACCAGGAGGAGACGGCCUUCUUCCAUCAUCUCUCGGCGGGAUGGAAGCGAUGACUCCCAGGUUUCAUCUCCGCACACGACGAGCGAUGCCGUGCUCCUCAGAUGCAGGGAUACCAUCGAACGACUUCACAGCGAUGUGGAGGAGGAACGUCAGAAGCGCUCGAAGCUGCAUGAACAGGUCGUCGCUGGUGAGAGCGAAUUGGCCGCAGCAAAGGUAGAUUUAGCUGAGGAGCAGGUGCGAUGCCGCGAAGCAGAAUCUCGCUGCACACGGCUGGAGCGCCAGCUCUCCGAAGCUGAGCAGCGCUUAAAGUCACAGAAAGAGACGUUUGAGGCUGCCCACUCCCAAGUGCAGCAUCUGAAAACCGAGUCCCUGCAGAAAGCCCAAGAGCACUUUGCACAAGGUUUGAAGAUCACUGAGCUCGAGAGCGCUGCGAAUCGUGCUGAGUCUCGGGCAUCAAGACAGCAGGAGGAGAUUGCGAGGCUGACUGCCGAAUUAAAAAAAGCGCAGUCCAAAGUGGCCGACCUGGAAAGCGACGCCAAUCGUUUACAGGAAUCUCUUGAAAGCAAGGCGCUGGAGGCCGCUCGAGUACAGCGCAUUGGUCAGGAGCAUGAGCAUCGUUGUGAAGCGCUUCAGCGAGAGCUGGAGGAUCUGCACGCAGACAAAGAUGCUGACAAGGCGUCUCUCGAGGGGCAGCAGUUUGAGUUGCAGGAGAUGGCACUAAGGCAAGAGAGGCUGCACGCAGCUUGGAAAGAGCGUGAAGUCGAGUUGCAAAGGCUACAACAGGAACGGGAUGAAGCGAGAGACGAAACGGAGGCAUUGCAGCAAGAGGCAGAGUCGUCCCAUCAGCAGGCACGCCGCAUGGCGGAGGAGCACAGAGAGCUGUUGGAGAAGUCAUUACCUCGGGUCCUGCACUUCACUACACUCUGGCACAAGAUCAUGCAAUGUCCGGACAUCUUGCCUCCAGCGGUUGACGCUACCGGUACAUAG